AUGGCCCUGGUCGUCCAAGCAUUCACGUUCCUCCACCAAUACAUCUACACCCGCCUUCACCCAACACCCAGCAAAUCCCCCGAAGCGCUGAAAGUGGGAGUGAUCUCGUCAGCGCAAAUAAACGCUGCCGCACUAAUUCAUCCCGCCGAAUCCCACCCCUCCGUAAUUCUCUACGCAAUCGCCUCGCGCGACAUCUCCACAGCCCAAAAGGCAAAAGAGCAAUACAAUUUCACUAAAGCGUACAGCUCUUACGAAGAUCUGCUCGAUGACCCAGAGAUCGACUUUGUGUAUAUUUCCACGCCAAACGGGCUGCAUUAUGAGUGGGCGGCGAAGUCGCUGAAGGCGGGGAAGCAUGUGCUUUGCGAGAAGCCGUUUACGUCGAAUGCGGCGGAGGCGAAGGAGUUGAUGGAGUUGGCUAAGGAUAGAGGGUUGGUGAUUGAGGAGGCUUUCCAUUGGCAGUUCCAUCCUGCGGCGCAUGCAUGGCGCCAAUUGUUGGACUCGAGGAAAUACGGCAACAUCCUUCGGACUAAUGCGAUUAUGACAGCUAGUCCUGCUGUUCCAGAAAGCGAUAUCCGGUGGAAGUUUGAUCUAGGCGGCGGUUCAUUGAUGGACAUGACGUACGCCCUAUCUUUCACCCGCUACGCUCUCCACGCCUCAACGCCCAAGCAAAUUGUGUCUGUCAGCGUGCGCCCUUCAAGAGGCGACCCUCGCGUCGACGAGGCAAUGUACGCACACGUCGAUUUUGAAGCACCUAACGGUGGCGACGUCCACAGCCGCAUCUACACAGACAUGGCGCGCCACAAGCUCGGCUAUGUAAUCCCUCGCUUCUGGGAACUUCCCUCUAUCGAAGUCGAGACUGAGAAAGCAAUAAUCCUCUUCUACAAUGCCAUGAUGCCACAUUUGUACCACUACAUCACUAUCGUGGAAAAAACUACGGGCGAGACAAAGACCAUCAAGCAGUACUCCGGUGGUCCGCUCUGGGGCAAGGUGACUACGAGUACCGGGGAGAAGGGAGGAAAUCAUUAUUGGAGCACGUAUCGGUGGCAGUUGGAGGCGUUUGUGGAUGCAGUUAAGGGAAAUACGCCGGCUUUUUGGGUCGCGAAUCAGGAUAGUAUCUGGCAGAUGGAGUGUAUUGAUUCUAUGUAUAAGGCGGCUGGGUUGCCGAUUAGGCCCAGUAAGGAGGUUAGUAGUAAGAAAGGUAAAUAGAUUUAGUUGUUUGGGCAAUUCAAUGUGAAUGUUUCAUCAGUCAUGGUAGCCAGUGCAUUGAU
Aspergillus ruber CBS 135680 is the source of this 1268-nucleotide messenger RNA. Its product is annotated as Gfo/Idh/MocA family protein. The transcript is spliced from 4 exons. Lineage: Eukaryota; Fungi; Ascomycota; Eurotiomycetes; Eurotiales; Aspergillaceae. The record is from RefSeq and is a predicted model, not a curated record. Bases 1 to 1206 code for a protein of 401 amino acids. Gene Ontology annotation, molecular function: nucleotide binding.